CAUCACAUAAUAUAUAUCCUUUGACUUAUGCGUUAUUCAUUAUUCCUUGUCCAGCGAACCUACGGCUAAGUUGUGUAUUCCGUUAUUGAACUGCGUUUUCUUGAAUACUUUCCAUACCGUCAUGGUAAACAUCGCCAAGCCGAGCGAUGUGUUAUCUGAAAUCGACCCUCUUCUUAGACCUAGAAAAAAAUUAUCAUUUAAGAAGAAAUCGGCAAUCGUUUUGUUUAUCGUGUUUAUGAUAUUGGCCACAGUUUUUAUAAUAUCGUGUAUCAUAUUCAAACCCCCACUAAUAAAAAAAAAACCGCAUGUUGUUAGUUUGGCUACUACCAACGACGAUUUCUUCGUCAAAUGUGCGCCGCUGGUGUCGUGUGAUCCGUCUUCGGUGUACAGAAGUAUAAACGGAUCGUGUAAUAACUUGCAAAAUCCAGCUUGGGGCGCGUCGUUCACGCCAUUUUAUCGAUUAAUCGAUGCUGAAUUCGACGACGGCCAUAAGUCUUUUCGACUACAAUCAAACGGCGAACCGUUGCCGAAUGCAAGAAUACUUACAAUCACGUUAUUCGCCGACAAAUACCGACAAUGCAGUCAUAAGAACAAUGAGCUAUUAGUGCCGUGGGGUCAGUUCAUAACUCAUGACAUAGCGUACUCGCCUGUCAACAGCGUCGACUCGUCCUUUCCAGAUACACUAGACCAUUGUGACGACGAACCGGCACCAGAGGAGUGCACUGCGGCUAUUCGAUUAGACCCCCACGAUCCGGUUUAUGGAAAGUAUAAAUUACCACUUUUGAAAUUCAUGAGGUCCGUAACUUCGGAUAAUUUUAGUUGCCCUCUUGUACCGACUACUGUGCUUAAUCAAAACACUCAUUACAUCGACGCUUCGAACGUGUACGGGUCCGAUGAAAAAUUGGCUUCGAACUUGCGGCUUUACGACGGGGGUCAGUUACGGUUCAGUGUCGUAGGCAAAGAACAGUAUUGUCCUUUCGAUACUUCAAUCCAAGUUACUAACGCGACGGAAAAAUCAACGCCUAUUGCGUUCCUAGCAGGCGACGGCAACGUCAAUCAAAACUUAGCAAUAGCGCUAUUUCAGAAUCUGUUUUUGAGAUUUCAUAAUUACUUGGCUAACAAGUUGCAAUCUCAACACCCAUCGUGGUCGGACGAAAAGGUCUACCAAGAGUCUCGUAGGAUCGUCGGGGCCGUUAACCAGAUUAUAACAUACGAUCACUUUUUGCCUAUACUCUUGGGCAAAGAUUACAUCGAUCGGUAUGGUAUCAAUGGCAAAACAAAAUACGAUUCUACGCUAUCUGCAACUAUGUCACAAGAAAUGACCAGCAGCGCAUUCCGUUUAAUUCACAAUAUAAUUCCAGCCAAAUACAAUUUCAUAGACAGUAACUAUACUAUGUACGAAGAAGAAGAGCCAAGUAAAUUAUUUUUAAAACCCGAUUCGCUAAUCGGUAAUGUCGAUGGAAUAUUAAGAGGUUUCGUGGAAACACCAGGACGUGCACCACGUGCAUCGUAUAAUAGAUUGAUCGCAAACAUUGUUGUUACUGCUCCGGCCAAAAAUAUUGUUACCGGUUUCGACUUAUUGUCUUACGACAUCCAACGAGGGCGUGACAACGGACUUCCACCAUACAACAAAAUGAGAAAACUAUGCGGACUUCGAAAAGUUAAUUCUUUUGACGCUUUAUCGGAUUACAUAACAGAAGAGAACAUUGAAAAGUUGAAAUCUAUGUACUCGUCUGUGGAUGACAUUGACUACCACGUGGGGAUAUUGCUAGAGAAACCGUUAAACGAUUCUAUGGUCGGUCCAUCGGCCGCUUGUGUGAUCGCCGAUACAUUUUAUCGACUCAAGAACGGCGACCGUUUCUUCUACGACGUCGAAAAUCAACCAGGCAGUUUUACUUCUGAUCAAAUAAAAUCGUUGAAGAACAUUACAUUAAGUCACGUGAUUUGCGCUACGUCAAACUUGGAACAAAUGCAAAAAGAAACGUUCAGUUUGGUCGAUCACGUACGAAUAAUGAGUUUAAAGCCAAGCUGUAAAAACUACAACAUUGACUUAUCGCCGUGGUGACGUUUGAAAAUUUUACAAAUGACGUUGUAUUUUUUUACGUUAUGUUUUGAUGCUGUACAUACACCUGGUUCCUACUGCUACUAUUGAUCAUUUAAAUGUUUAAUUGGUGUUAUGUAUGAUGAAAAUUAUUGUUGAAUUUUUCAAACAGAAGUUUUUUACUUAUUUAAAGUAUAUUAUAUUUUUUUUAUUUUAUCGUUA
This is a messenger RNA of Adelges cooleyi (spruce gall adelgid), 2263 nucleotides long. RefSeq names its product peroxidase mlt-7-like. The transcript is spliced from 13 exons. Gene Ontology annotation, molecular function: peroxidase activity; heme binding. Gene Ontology annotation, biological process: response to oxidative stress. The record is from RefSeq and is a predicted model, not a curated record. Bases 122 to 2065 code for a protein of 647 amino acids. Lineage: Eukaryota; Metazoa; Arthropoda; Insecta; Hemiptera; Adelgidae.